Miscanthus lutarioriparius is the source of this 3183-nucleotide messenger RNA. The record is from the annotation of a GenBank genome assembly. Lineage: Eukaryota; Viridiplantae; Streptophyta; Magnoliopsida; Poales; Poaceae.
AUGUAUCUAGCAAUAUGGCUUCUCUUGCUGCAUCUGCUCUCACUGUUAUCAACCUCAUGCGUUCAAGCAUUGCCGAGCAGAAAUGAGACCGACCAUGAUGCGCUGCUAGCAUUCAAGGCGGGUCUAAGCCUGCAGUCGACGGAUGCGCUGGCCUCAUGGGAAGCAAGCACCGACUUGUGCCAGUGGAUUGGCGUCAUCUGCAGCAGCAGCAGCAGGCAUAAGCACAGAGUAUCCGCUCUGAAUCUGUCCUCCAUGGGACUUGUGGGAAACUUGGGCCCUUCCAUCGGGAAUCUCACACGAUUGAGGACUCUGGACCUUAGCUACAAUCUACUGUAUGGCGAAAUCCCUCCAGCGAUUGGCCGGCUAUCACAUGUGUUGUACCUUGAUCUGUCAAACAACUCGCUCCAAGGUGAAAUCCCCCCCACAAUUGGACAGCUACAGAGGUUGUCAUAUCUUGAUCUGUCAAACAAUUCACUGCAAGGUGAGUUCACAGAUGGCCUUAGGAACUGCAGUCGCCUUGUGACCAUCAAACUUGACCUGAACAACCUCAGUGGGCAAAUCCCGGAUUGGAUUGGAGGUCUGUCGAUGCUCAAGUCCAUGUCGUUAGGGAAGAACAACUUCACUGGGAUCAUCCCGCCAUCACUUGGGAACCUCUCAUCACUGCAGGUAGUUUACCUCAACGACAACCACCUCAGUGGACCGAUCCCUAAGGACCUUGGCAGGCUGGGUAACCUUGAGGUGCUGGCUCUUCAUGUAAACCACCUCUCCGGCACCGUCCCACAAACAGUCUUCAAUCUCUCCACAGCGAUCCACAUCAGUCUGCACAAGAAUGAGCUUGAGGGCACACUGCCCUCCGAUUUGGGUAAUGGCCUACCCAAAAUCCAAUACCUUAUCCUUGCGGUGAACCAUUUCAGGGGACACAUUCCAGCUUCGAUUGCGAAUGCGACCACAAUGCAAUCCAUAGACCUGUCUGAUAACAAUUUGACUGGAAUCGUGCCUCCUGAGAUUGGGACUAUUUCUCUAAACUACCUGCUACUCAACGGAAACCAGCUGAAGGCUACCAGUAACCACGACUGGAAGUUCAUCACACUCUUAACUAAUUCAACAAUGCUCCGUGGUGUCGCACUGCAAAACAACAGAUUUGGUGGUGUGUUUCCAAGCUCUAUAGCCAACCUAUCAGCACAACUCGGGAUGCUAGAUAUCAGGUUCAAUGAAUUAUCUGGUAGGAUACCAGAUGGGAUUGGUAACCUUCCCAAACUAUUCAAGUUGGGGCUCGCCGGCAACCAAUUUACUGGACACAUACCUGACAGCAUAGGAAGGCUAAAAAUGCUCCAAUUCUUGGCACUUGAGAACAACCAAUUGUCUGGGGCAAUGCCAUCUUCACUCGGGAACUUAACAUUGUUGCAGCACCUUUCAGUAGAUAACAACAUGCUGGAGGGACCUCUUCCAGCGAACCUCGGGAACCUACAACAACUUACUGUUGCAACAUUUUCCAACAAUGCACUUUCAGGUCCAUUACCAGGAGAGAUCUUUAGCCUAUCAUCCUUGUCAUACAUGCUAGAUUUAUCUGGGAAUAAUUUCAAUAGUUCUCUUCCGUCUGAAGUUGGUAGGCUCAUGACGCUCACAUACUUGUACAUACAAGGGAACAACUUAUCUGGAGUGCUGCCAGAUGCUCUAAGCAAUUGUCAGAGUUUGAUGGAGCUCCGUUUGGAUCAUAACUCCUUCAACGGUAUCAUUCCUGCAUCCAUGAGUAAAAUGCAUGGUUUGGCACUGUUAAAUUUGAGCAAAAACAGCCUCACAGGAGUGAUUCCUCAAGAGUUGGGACUCAUGAAUGGCCUGAAAGAACUGUACCUUGCGCAAAAUUACUUGACUGGACAGAUCCCUGAGACCAUGGAAAGCAUGGGAUCAUUAUACAGGCUAGACAUAUCCUUCAACCAUCUUGAUGGUCAAGUUCCAGCAAAAGGAGUAUUUACCAAUUUGACUGGUCUCUCUUUUAAUGGGAAUGACAAGCUAUGUGGUGGUAUUAAAAAGCUGCAUUUGCCUGAAUGCCCUACUGAACUAGCAGAGCAUAAUAAAAGGAUACUAAGAGUCAUUCGAAAUGCUAUGAGUGUGACUGCUAUUGUCAUCUUGGCGUGCUUCAUCUUGGCAGUUCUUUUCUUAUUUUCAAAAAAGGGAUCAAGACUUCCAUCCACCAAAAAACCGAUGGUUCGUCCUCUAUUGACGGAUGACAUGUACCCUCGACUUUCUUAUUUUGAUUUGUCCCGAGCAACAAAUGGCUUUAGUGCCAGCAAUUUGAUCGGUACGGGACAGCAUGGAUCAGUUUAUAAGGGGACAAUCCUGUUAAAGGGCUUGUCAACUACUGUAGCUGUUAAGGUAUUUGAUCUUGAACAGCCUGGCUCUUCAAAAUGUUUUUUCACUGAGUGUAAGGCGCUUAGCAAAAUUCGCCACCGUAACUUGAUCCAUGUUAUAACAUGCUGCUCUUGCUCUGAUUUGAACCAUAAUGAAUUCAAAGCUCUAGUGUUGGAGUUCAUGCCUUAUGGGAACCUUGACAAGUGGUUACAUCCAGAUGUAUAUUCCGCAAAUCCUGUCAAUGUACUAACGUUAGUGCAGAGAUUGAACAUUGCUGCUGACGUUGCCAGUGCACUGGACUAUUUGCACAACAACUGCCAGCCUCCAAUAGUUCACUGCGAUGUCAAGCCCAGCAACAUUCUUCUUGGGGAGGACAUGGUUGCUCGUGUCGUAGACUUUGGCCUCACUAAGAUUCUCACGGAUCCAGUUGGUGAGCAGUUGAUCAAUUCAAAGAGUUCUGUGGGAAUACUAGGAACAAUUGGAUAUGUUGCUCCAGAAUAUGGUGAAGCUGCUCGCAUCUCUCCACAUGGGGAUGUCUAUAGCUAUGGUAUUGUACUCCUUGAGUUGUUUACUGGGAAGGAGCCUACACAUGACAUGUUUACAGAUGGAUUGACCCUGCUGAAGUAUGCAAAGAUGGCUUACCCAGAUCGACUGAUGGAGAUUGUAGACCCCUUUCUGCUAUCCAUUGGGGCUGAAACAGGGAAAAUCAAUGGUGUUAUGGACUACGUCACAAGGCUUGCACUAUCAUGCAGCAAGAGCAGACCGACUGAGAGGCUGUGCAUGAGAGAUGUUGUAGCUGAGAUUCAGACAAUAAAAGCUUGCUACAUUGCAUAA